CUCAGUGAGCCGUUUUUUCCCUCUGGCCGGCAGGCUGGGCGCGCAGGGACGCGGGCCCCCGCUGGGCGCGCAGCGGCACCAUGGGCACGGUGCUGUCCCUGUCCCCCAGCUACCGGAAGGCCACGCUGUUUGAGGAUGGCGCGGCCACGGUGGGCCACUACACGGCCGUGCAGAACAGCAAGAACGCCAAGGACAAGAACCUGAAGCGGCACUCCAUCAUUUCCGUGCUGCCUUGGAAGAGGAUUGUGGCCGUGUCAGCCAAGAAGAAGAACUCCAAGAAGGUGCAGCCCAACAGCAGCUACCAGAACAACAUCACGCACCUCAACAAUGAGAACCUGAAGAAGUCGCUGUCCUGCGCCAACCUGUCCACAUUCGCCCAGCCCCCACCGGCCCAGCCGCCCGCACCCCCGGCCAACCAGCUCUCAGGCUCCCAGACCGGGGUCUCCUCCUCUGUCAAGAAGGCCCCGCACCCCUCCGUCACUUCCGCAGGGACGCCCAAACGGGUCAUCGUCCAGGCAUCCACCAGCGAGCUGCUGCGCUGCCUGGGCGAAUUUCUCUGCCGCCGGUGCUACCGCCUGAAGCACCUGUCCCCAACGGACCCCGUGCUUUGGCUGCGCAGUGUGGACCGCUCCCUGCUUCUGCAGGGCUGGCAGGACCAGGGCUUCAUCACGCCGGCCAACGUGGUCUUCCUCUAUAUGCUCUGCAGGGAUGUUAUCUCGUCUGAGGUGGGUUCAGACCAUGAGCUCCAGGCCGUCCUGCUGACCUGCCUGUACCUCUCCUAUUCCUACAUGGGCAACGAGAUUUCCUACCCGCUCAAGCCCUUCCUGGUGGAGAGCUGCAAGGAGGCCUUUUGGGACCGUUGCCUCUCUGUCAUCAACCUCAUGAGCUCCAAGAUGCUGCAGAUCAAUGCUGACCCACACUAUUUCACACAGGUGUUCUCUGACCUGAAGAAUGAGAGCGGCCAGGAGGACAAGAAGAGGCUCCUUCUAGGGCUUGAUCGGUGAGCCCUGUAGCCCUGGUCAUGGCUCAAGGAUUCAUUUUUAAAAAUUUAUUAUUAAAUCAGAGUUUUGUGUACAGUAUGUGUCUAGCAAAGCCACCAAGGGCCUCCCCCUUCCCAUGUUCUCUCCUUGGGAUUUUUUCAGCCCUAUGAAGAAUUCUGGAGACUUGAACUCUCAAACCUUGUGCAAACCCAGAUGUACUCGAAGCCACCCAGGCUGACCUCCCCCUUUGGGGAACCCAAGGGGCUGACUAGCCCCUGCUGCCUGUGCCCUUGCUGGAUCCAUGGUGGGUGAGGCUGCCCACUGCUCCCUGGAUGGGAGCUGGUGAGAGGGUCUCUGGCUGCUGGCCCAGGGAGGAAUUGGGAUUUCUGGUCAGAGGUCCAACUGUUUUGGAUGGUUCAUUCUCCCAGAGGCUCCUCAAGCCAGCUACCCUGACUGAGCCUCAAAGACAAGGGUUUUGAAGCAAGAUCCCCAUAGCCCUGGGACAUCUUCAGUAGAGGAGGGGCAAAGUGGGUCUCGUGCAAUGAUUGUGUCCAGUGGUUUGCCUGCGCACGGCCCUGGUUUGCGUUUUCUUUUUUAGGGAGAAGGGCUUUCCUUUAGUGGAGAAGUGGAACUUGCCCCUCUGCCCCUUGCCCACUACUCCCAGCUCCCACAUUAGUGUUGGCUAAUGAGCUUGUUUGCCUCAUUAGGUUCUUAUUUUGGGUCCCAGCUGAAGGGGUGGGGGUGAAGCUGGGGACAGCUACUUUCCUGGGUGAAUUUUUCAUUUGAAUAACACAGCUUAGUCACCCUGUGGUGAAAGCCAGGACAGUGGCAGCUGCCCAUUAGCAACAGCCUGUCUUCUGGGCAGGUGGAGAAGUCCACACCUGAGACCAAGCUGGUGCCCACCUAAGUGCUAAGGCCUCUUGCUGGUGCACAUGACAUUUGUCCUGCCAAGUCGGGGGAGGUGAGAUCAGCAGUAGGGGUGAUGUGAUAAUGGUGUAUCCCACCCCCACCCCGUGUUAAUUUAAAGCUGUUUCCAAGCAGUUCACUUUCUUCUGGAGAGGAAGCCUUGCUCUGUAAGGCCCAGUGAGACAGCUGGAUCUUGGAGAUAAUUACAAGAUGGGAGUUUGACUCCUGAUUGCUUUGGAAGCUUGGUGAUUCUGUAGCUGAUUACUUGCAGCUGCUAGUUUUGGUGUCCACCUUACCCCAGUUCUAUGAAAACACAUGUUAUGUACUUUACCUGUUUUCUUUCUAAUUCUCCCAGACUGGUGGCUUGGGAGAGGUCCACGAGAAGGAAGCAAGUCUUCCUGUGUGGCCCCCACUCUUCCUUUGGGGAACAAAUAGCAGUGUGAAGAUGCUGUAGAGGAUUCUCUCUUCCAGUCCUGGUCA
Molecule: messenger RNA, 2366 nt
Organism: Urocitellus parryii (Arctic ground squirrel)
Lineage: Eukaryota; Metazoa; Chordata; Mammalia; Rodentia; Sciuridae
Gene: Cdk5r1
Product: cyclin dependent kinase 5 regulatory subunit 1
Biological process (GO): brain development; axon guidance
Cellular component (GO): cytoplasm; growth cone; protein kinase 5 complex
Molecular function (GO): cyclin-dependent protein serine/threonine kinase activator activity; protein kinase binding
Source: RefSeq, a predicted model, not a curated record